Molecule: messenger RNA, 2915 nt
Organism: Cherax quadricarinatus
Lineage: Eukaryota; Metazoa; Arthropoda; Malacostraca; Decapoda; Parastacidae
Product: TWiK family of potassium channels protein 7-like
Biological process (GO): stabilization of membrane potential; potassium ion transmembrane transport
Cellular component (GO): plasma membrane
Molecular function (GO): outward rectifier potassium channel activity; potassium ion leak channel activity
Source: RefSeq, a predicted model, not a curated record
UGUUCCCAGUUUUCGUCUAUAGAGUACCAACACACUGCGGGUGUACUUGUGUUAAAACAUUUGUAUACGACUACUGGAAUGUUCAUGUAUCUCAUCCCUUCACGGGAUUUCCUUAAUGCCGGUGAAGGACUCUUGUUCUGAGAAACGAACUAUCUUCUCCUUCCUUGCAUCGUACAUGAUUACUUCCCAUUCGCCAAAGGGUUUGGCAAAUGAAGCAGCGGGUUUGGGGCUUUAUCGUGGCUGUAAUAAUAUUGUUGUGUCCCACAGGGGCGUACCUAUUUAUCGUGAUAGAGAGCGGCAACGAGCAAAGACUUCGUCAGUUGAAGAUCCUGGUGGCGCAGGAUGCCGAGGACUCCCUGGAAUAUAUCAUCUCACUGUUAUGGUACCAGAACACGCAGAACCUCACCAAGACACAGUACUCCUCCAUGGUGAUGAGCAACCUGAAUGUGCUACAGCAGUUCGUGGUGCAGAAGGCGUCUGACCCUAGCGUCAGGUAUGACGGGUAUAUCUACACGUGGGACUACGUCUGGACAUACCCCAAGGCUAUUUUCUUCACCAUCACCACAAUUGCUUCCAUUGGAUAUGGGAACGUUGUUCCCAAGACCUUCAUGGGACGCUUGGUAACCAUCUUGUACAGCGUGGUGGGCAUCCCGAUGCUCCUAGUGGCCCUGGCUAACGUUGGUGAAUGUCUCGCUGAUGCCUGCAGGUAUAUAUACAGCCGGAUGUGUUGCCGCUGGUGUCGAGUGAAACGAAAAUUUUCUGAGCUCAAGAAGAAGACACCACAGAAAGGAUUUUUGUGGAACGAUGACGUUGGUUACGAGUCAUACAUGCCUACGCAGAAGGUAAAUGUGCCCAUCGUUGUGAACCUGUUCGUGAUCACGGUGUACGCCAUGAUGUGCGGGAUACUCUUCUGUUGGUGGGAGCAAUGGGACUUCAUGUCAGCCAUCUACUUCACCUUCAUCACCCUCACCACCAUCGGCUUCGGUGACCUGGUGCCGGGUAACCAUGACGGAGACGGGUUAUCUGCUAUUUUCAAGAUGUUUGUAACCUGUCUUAUAUGUUUCGUAGGCAUGGCGCUGUUGUCAAUGUGCAUCAACCUAAUGCAAGAACAACUGAUAGUAAAGACUCGCUGGAUGUUGAUGGAGCUGGGCAUCAUGGAAGAGGAUAUCGACCCCAUGGAGAAGUACAAGUACAAGAAGAGUAAGAAGGGGACGGUACUGGAGACCCACAAAGACAGGGACGGUAAUAAACGCCUCAGUCUUAUGAAUGCCGAUGAGGGAGAGUCUACCGCCUCUAAGCCUAAAACAUACUCCAACAUCAAGGAGGAACUGGAGGAUAUGUAGUCUUUAGUCUUCACCACCAAGCCUAAAACGUUCUCCAACACCAAGGAGGAACUGGAGGAUAUGUAGUCUUUAAACUUCACCACCAAGCCUAAAACGUUCUCCAACACCAAGGAGGAACUGGAGGAUAUGUAGUCUUUAAACUUCACCACCAAGCCUAAAACGUUCUCCAACAUCAAGGAGGAACUGGAGGAUAUGUAGUUUUUCGUCUUCAUCACCAAAGCCCAGUCCCUGGACCCAUUAUGUACCUCUGUAAUAUUUUGACUACCGCCCACAUGUGUAUGGGAUGCACAAUAAAGACAUUAAACCAAACACCAUCAAGCUGAGAUGUUUUCCAAAGUCAGUGAGAAGCUGGACGAUGUGUAGUCUUUAGCCUUCACCUUUUAAAAAAUGUCAUAGAUAAGGGUAGUCACACAGUGUCCUGUAUUAAAAUAUUAUAGGAAAAUACCAGGCUUAUAAGAGAAUAUGUACAAUACAUGUCCAUCACCAACUACAUUGUUUAAUAACUUAACUGAGUAAAACUGAAAAAUCUUAACCUAGAAAUUUUAAUAGCCUCUGUGGCAUUUAAUUUGACAUCGGGAGAAGUAGAGGUUGGGUAAGAUUCACCAGGAAACGGGUUCCCUGACGCAGAUGUUAGUCAUAUGAUGACCCCAUUACUGGAGCUUUUGGUCAUCUGACCGAGGCUUUUCGUUGGCUUAUCGGUACACCCCUUUAAAAAUGAAGAUUAUUAUCGGGAGGAGACCUGAUACCUUAGUUAAGGUUAGUCCAAAUUUUAUUCCCUAGUAAGAAAAUAGUUAAAUUGUUAUUGGUACACCCUAGAUAUAUGGAUAUAAUAAGUAGGUUAAAAAAAGGACCUAAGGAAAAAGAGAGUGAUAACAGAACGUCCAGCAGACGGUUAAGUCCUCGUAAUUGUCAGGAUUCUGGUGAUAUCGCUCAACUAGUGGCAAGUUACAGCUGACUCGACAGACGACCCUUCACGGGGGAAGAACUUAGAUGUCUGUGAAAGACUUGAUCUAAGUAAUUUGAGCUAUUCUCCCUUUCCUUAGACCACCCACAUUAUUUCGCAUACCUGUAGGUUACCUGUGGUUGCUUCCGGGAUCACCGUUCCCUCGACCUGGUCCCAGACCAGGCCUUUUGGUUGCUGGCCUAAUCAAUCAGACUACUGGUACCCGCCGUCCUCAGUCCGACAUCUGCACCACAGCCUGGUUGAUCAGGAGCUGAGUGGAGGAAUUUAUAGCGUUUCCUCCUGAAGACAGCCGUUGAUAAUCCCUCAUUCCCCGGGUUGUUUCCAUGAUUAUAAUUAACAAGAGCCGGUUUAUCCUCAGCACUGCAGUUGUAACAUCUGCGAGGGGUAACAAUGACAUGCUGCCACACUAUACAGUGGAGUGCCCAAACAUCAAGAUGUUCAGACCUGCUGGACUGGAGAUUGGAGCACUUCGAACUUCGCAUCCACUUAAACUGAGCUGCAAGAAUAGGGUUGUCUCGUGACUUAUGGGUGGAGGAUCGAGCCUCCAACACUCAUUGCACUGAAUAACAAACGAGUUUAGCAUUUCAUGGAAAUAUAUAAUGUAACCA